Molecule: messenger RNA, 1035 nt
Organism: Colius striatus (speckled mousebird)
Lineage: Eukaryota; Metazoa; Chordata; Aves; Coliiformes; Coliidae
Gene: PGLS
Product: 6-phosphogluconolactonase
Exons: 5
Coding region: 19-777 (252 amino acids)
Biological process (GO): carbohydrate metabolic process; pentose-phosphate shunt
Molecular function (GO): 6-phosphogluconolactonase activity
Source: RefSeq, a predicted model, not a curated record
UUCCGGCUCGCUGCCGCCAUGGCCGCCGGGCGCCGCGUCUGCGUGUUCCCGUCGCCGCGGGAGCUGGGCCCGGCCCUGGCGCGGCUCGUGGCCGAGGAGGCGGCGGCGGCCACGGCGGGAGGCGGCCGCUUCACGCUGGGGUUGUCCGGAGGGAGCCUGGUGCAGAUCCUCGCGCGGGACCUCCCCGCGGCCGCGGCCGCCGCCGCCCCGUCGCGCUGGCUCCUGGCCCUGUGCGACGAGCGGCUGGUGCCGGCCGAGCACCCGGAGAGCAGCGGCGGCGCCUACGCGGCCCAGCUGCUGCCGCGCCUGCCCGGCCCCGGCCCCGCGCUGCUCCGCGUCGCGCCCGCGCUGCCGCCCGCCGCCGCCGCCGCCGACUACGAGCAACAGCUCCGGCAGGCGUUCCCGGGGCAGGACGUGCCGGUGUUUGACCUGCUGCUGCUGGGGCUCGGGCCCGACGGACACACGUGCUCGCUGUUCCCCGGGCACCCGGCGCUGCAGGAGACAGAGAAGCUGGUGGUGGCCGUGACGGACUCUCCGAAGCCGCCGCCGCAGCGCGUGACGCUGACGCUGCCCGUGCUCAACGCCGCGCGCGCCGUGGCCGUCGUGGCCACGGGACAGGCCAAGGGCCCCGUCCUCAAGCGCAUCCUGGAGGGGGAGGAGGACGAGCCGCUGCCCGCGGCGCGUGUGCGGCCGCGCUCGGGCCGGCUGCUGUGGCUGCUGGAUGAGGCGGCUGCACAGGGGCUCAGCAUCCCCCUGGAGAGGCAGGAUGGCUCCUAGGGCUGGCUGCUGCCUGCAGGGUGUGGCCACUGCCCCUGGGAUGUGGCCAGUGCCUGCAGGAUGUGGCCACUGCCCCGGCCCUGUGAGCGGAGCCACGUCGUAGCAGUCGCCUGUAGCACAAAAACUCUCCUUUUUAACCUUUUCCACCCUCUUUUCUGGACCAAAUGGGGCUUUUCUGGGCAGGACCCACCCUGGAGCCUCCCCCUGCUCCCAGGGCCUUGGGGAGGGGGCUGUGGGGUAUUAAACAGUUGCAUUCCA